UGUGUACUGUGUAGUAUAACUUGUGAGGCUUUGGCGGUGUGGUGAGGUUAGCCUGAAAGCGUGGUGUACCCGCUAGCUAUUAUUGUUAUUAGAAUUUGCCGUUCGCCAUGAAAUUCUGAGCCACUGUUAGAUUUCGUGGAGACACUAACGUGCGAUAAUGGAUAUUCCGUCUUUGCCGGAUGGGGUAUCAGUUUAUUCUGCGUUCAUAGCACUGCACAGAAUCCAGCUUGAAUCGUCUGCUGUACCAGAUCGUUACUGGAAAACGCUGUGCAGAAAACUAUACCAUCAAAUAUUUGACGCAGGGAAUACUUUUUCUGUUGCACGGAUUGAAUAUGACGAGGACGACGAAAGUGGUGAUUAUGUUAACACUUACAGACCACAGCAUCGUGUUUUCAUAUCGUGUGAAGCCGGGGUGGAUGCUUCAGACCCACAGCAUAUCUAUCUGAUUGAUCAUGCAUGGACGUACCGUGUUGAUUCCGCGAGGCAGAAUUUGAGAAGUAUACCGGCUUUGCUUGAUCGUAUGGCUCACUUGAUGGGUGUUCAGGAAUCCGCGGAUGAGCAUUCAGAGGUUCUGAUCAACAAGGUCUUCGACGAAAUGUGGAAAUUCAACCAAACAUACUCGGUUCCUUCACGGGAUGACAUUGAAGAAAGCAUGCCAGUUUGGUAUGUGAUGGACGAGUUUGGUUCUGCAAUCCCGCACUCUGAUAAUCCGACGUUUAGGACUGUGCCAUUUAUUUUCCUACCCGACCAGAUCACGUACACACUGUUAUUUCCUAUUGAAAAUGUGGAUUAUGGCGAAGAAGUAACAAGAGACUACAUUGAAAGUUCUCGAUACGAUUCCAAAACUAGAGAUGCACUUCUAAUUCCAUGGGUGCCAAAAUCAUUUCUUUCAGAACCUUUCCAACAUUCAGAACCAGAUAGUUCGUAUUUCUUGCAAGGGCAUACGGCAGAAACAUUACCAAACGCAUCAAAAAUUGCGACAGUCAGUGUCACUUCAAAGGAUAAGAUACUAGUUUUUUCUCAGUAUGCUUAUGUUAAUGAUUAUCUCACGCAUCCUAAAUUUGAAAUAACCAACGACGAGGAAAAUGCAGACAUCCUGUGGUAUACUCAACAUUUCAAAGACUUCAAGGAAUUCAGUCAAUCGUGUUCUGAAAAAUUUGUAAAUCAAUUUCCAUUUGAACACGUAAUAACAGUUAAAGACCUCCUUGCCAUUGUGUGUCGUCGGGCGGCAAAGGAAAGUGGCAGUGUUUGCAAAGACACACUAGUAACGUACCCAGUUUGGCUACCAACUACAUACAACUUAAAGACAGAGCUACCUAAAUUUGUGUCUUACUAUCAGCACAGGGCAGAGAAGGGUCUAGAUAACCAUUGGAUAUGCAAACCAUUUAAUCUUGCGAGAGGUUUGGACACACACAUUACAGAUAAUUUGAACUAUAUCUUAAGACUUCCAUUAAGUGGACCAAAAAUAGCACAGAAGUACGUUGAGGAUCCUAUACUUUUUCAAAGACCCGAUUGUGGAGCUGUGAAAUUUGAUUUAAGAUAUGUUCUAUUAGUCAAGAGUAUAAAACCAUUAUCAGCAUUUGUAUAUCGAAAUUUUUUCUUGAGAUUUGCAAACAAACCAUUUGAUUUAAAUAAUUUGGAUGACUAUGAGAAACACUUCACUGUUAUGAAUUACAAUGAAAAUGCAACACACUAUCGAAUGCUGUGUGAUGAUUUUGUUGUGAAAUUUGAGCAACAGUAUCCUAGUGUAUCCUGGAAAGAAAUAGAAGAAAAAAUAUUUUCCUUAUUUAGAGAAAUGCUCAGUGCAGCAUCAAGUAAAAUGCCCCCUGCUGGAAUAGCAUAUAGCCCCCAGUCGAGGGCUGUGUAUGCAGCAGACCUUAUGUUGGCUUGGCAGACAGAUUCCAAUGAUAGAAAAUCCAUGCAGCCAAAGCUACUGGAGGUGAAUUGGACACCUGACUGCAAAAGAGCUUGUGAAUACUAUCCUGAUUUUUAUAAUGAUAUUUUUUCUGUGCUUUUCUUGGAUGAUGUUAAUGAGAGAAAAUUUGCAUGCUUGAAAUGACACAUGCUAAGAAAUAUUUCAGAAAUUAAAUCACAUACCCCAGUUCAAAUUAAAUUGUUAACAGUGAUAUUUUUGAAUGUAGCCUACAUGUCUUGACAUUUCAUCAGAAUUGUCAGAUAAUGAGUUUAGUCUGGAAGCUCAGGCCAUCCCUUGGUCAGUCCAAGAUUUUUUUUUUUUUUGUCCUGGCACGACUCACUUCAUACUUUUAUAGUCUAGUGUGUUCAUAUGCUGUAUUGGAAGUAAUCCUGUAAUUAAUUGGAUGUGCUUAUUUUGACAGAAGAGAGAAGCAGGUAUGGAAUGAGACAUCGGCUAAUAAAAACUACCGUUGUUGAAACCAACCUUCAGGUCAAUGAUAAUUUUAACCUUUUUUAUGUAAAUAGUCUGUACAUUGAAAUAGUGCUUGAAGAUGUGAAUAUGUAACCUGAGUCCUCUAUAUUUUUGUAUUCAUACUAAAUCAGGUCUCUCUUCACCAUGUCAUGACAUACUGUGAAGGAAACUGUAAGGCAUAGGCCUACAGUUUUAUACAUAAUACCCACUGAAAUACCUGUGGAAGAUUUCUUCAUUAUGUAAUACAACAUUUUGCUUCCACUUUUAGUUGUUUAUAAUAACCAUGAUAAUAAUAUUAAAUUCAGAGAGAAUGUUGGCAACAAUGGACUGUUUCUGAAAUUAGAAAUGACCUAACCAGUCUCAAAGCAGGGUAAACAUGUCAUCCGAAUGACAUGUAUUCAGUGUGGAGCAAGUGUUGCACGUGACAAGCAAAGACACCUUUGUUCUUGCUACAGGUCAUUUUGCUACCAACACCUUCAAUUCACAUUCACAUUUUUUUGGUUUCACCAAUUCAUAACUAAAUUGUCACUUUACACCUUCACGUAGACAAAUGGCCAUCCACAGCAGAUACUUCGCUCACCUCAUCCAAGAUUGAGGAAAGGUGGUGGAGUGGUUAUGUACUACCUCAUUUGAACCAAAUUUUCUUUACCACUAGCUUCUCCUCCCUCGAGGCACUGUUUGCACCAAUUUUAGAAACACCACUGAUUGCACAGUUUGUUUCAGACUAUUGAAUGCACUAUCAGUUUUAAACAUAAUUAACUCACUCUGGUAUAACUUCAAACUGUGGAUAUUUUUUGUAAACUCCUGAGAGCCUUGACAUCUGCUCUAGUAGAGGCUGUCUCAUAAUACAGAUUUUGAUUGUUUGCACUAUACAGGCAGCUUGCCGUCAUUUAUUGGCCUGUGAGGUGUGUGUGUUCUUUCUGCUUUUGUAGUUUCUCUGCCUCUUAACUUUAAGAAAAGAUUUUCUGUGUUGAUUUGUUAUUUUAAGAUUACUUAAAUUUCCUUAGAAUGUGCUACUUGGAGAAUUGCAGUCAGAGUCCACAUUAAAUUGUCUCCCCCUAUAACUAGCAGUGUUCAAACCAACAUCUUUACAUCAAAACUUUUAAUCAACAACUAGGUUGUUAUUACAGCCAUUCUGUGGUGUAUCUUUCCUCACGUGGACGAGAGACCAGCAAUGUAUGCAAGAAUGUCCGUGAAGACAUAGGAGAGAGGUCUUGAUAGAAUAGAGCUUCGGUACUGGUAGACAGAGGUGUACUGUUGUUUUCUGAGAUGCUGCUAUGUUGUCUUGCUAAAGGCGUAAUCCAGGUUUCUGUAAAAUUCUGACUUAAAAUUUUAAUCUGUUAGAGAGGCUUGUUGCAGGAUCCACUAUGCUUCACAGUGGGAGCCUCCUUAUUUCUCACUGUAAUUUUUGAUUCAGCUGUCAUCAACUCUCAUAUGCCAGAGAAGUGUUUUACUUCUGUAACAUAACUUUAAAACAAAUCUCAGGACGGCAGUCAUGCAACAUUAGAAACUGUGCUUUGAACCAAACGAAUGAAAAAUAAAAAGUAAUAUAUGCACACACGAUUCAAAUGAACAACUUGAAAAGUUCACAUGAAAAUUAAGUAGUUCAGUCAUUACUUGUCGGGAAGAAUACCACCACCACCAUCUGUGUGACCACAGAGUUGCAUGUUUCAGUUUCACCAAAGGUGUGUCCACCACAGGAUCACUGAAGUAUCAGUAAGAAUGAAAACUAUAUUCUCGGUUAAGAUGAUUUUGUGCUUUCUAAACACGCACUAAGUACUUUUUUUAAUCUUAGUAAGCUACAUUUACAUUUGUAAUAAGACAUGAGAUAAGGAAAAGGGUGCCAUGAGGCAAGCACAGAAAAAAUAUAUAAAGUUAAGGACAGUGUGUUCUUUUAACAGCUGGAAACUGUGAGCCAAUACCUUGAAAAAAAUAAAAAAGUUACUCAAAUCUAUGUGAUAAAUAUUAUUUUUGUAAGAAGCUCUGUGAAGAGUCAAUUGAAAUAUUUUAUUGUGUUCAUAUGGAUCCUUGGUGCUAGCAACAUUCUCAUUGUUUGGCACUUCCUGUGCACUCUCCUUUUUUUGUCUGUUUGUAAUUAAUGUGCUAGCAUUAAUGUUGUCAUGGCUGCUGGUGCUACACUGCUUGUGUUUUUUCUUUGGUACUCCAAAAAAUAAUUUAAUUUGACAUGUAUGUUGUGUGAUGUACUUUAGUUUAAAUACGUAUUAACUUAUGCUGGGUCACCAGAAUUAAUAAAUAUGGUCUUUGGAUAACAGUUGUAAGUAUGGUGUACUUAAUGUUGUCUGAGGUGUUCUGAAUGACCACUGCCAGUUGCAGUUGACAUCCAGUGGGUACAGUUUCUAUGAGGAAUGUACACACACAAUUUUUGUAUGGCAUGGUAUCUAGUGCAAGAUUUUAUAAGUUAUUUAUUGUUUAAUAUUUGAUGGUUGGCACAAUGUUUUCCUGCAAUACAAUACAUUACCAUUAUUAAUAAGACAAGCAUUUCCUUAUUUCUCUGGCACACAUUAGAUAAAGAAGAGUAACACCUUGCUGUAGCACAGUGGGGGAGACUUAAACAUUGGCACUACAAAUAAAUUUGUGGCAACUAACAUUUUACUAAAAAAGGUGCCUCAACAGGCAAAUUGAAAAGAUCAGUAAAAUGUUCAUUGCCAUUGCACAUUAUCAUUUUGUAUGUGUUCUGCCAACCCUUAGUUGCAGUUAUAUUAUUAUUCAUGGAGAUGUUUCAUCUUCACAACUAAAUAAAAGUCUGUUUGUUUUGUGUCAUA
Schistocerca serialis cubense is the source of this 5169-nucleotide messenger RNA. RefSeq names its product tubulin--tyrosine ligase-like protein 12 (gene TTLL12). NCBI's taxonomy places the organism in Eukaryota, Metazoa, Arthropoda, Insecta, Orthoptera, Acrididae. The record is from RefSeq and is a predicted model, not a curated record. Gene Ontology annotation, biological process: protein modification process. Bases 158 to 2059 code for a protein of 633 amino acids. The transcript has a single exon.